Molecule: messenger RNA, 2043 nt
Organism: Coccomyxa subellipsoidea C-169
Lineage: Eukaryota; Viridiplantae; Chlorophyta; Trebouxiophyceae; Coccomyxaceae
Product: NADH:ubiquinone oxidoreductase 76 kDa subunit
Exons: 14
Biological process (GO): ATP synthesis coupled electron transport
Cellular component (GO): membrane
Molecular function (GO): iron-sulfur cluster binding; NADH dehydrogenase (ubiquinone) activity
Source: RefSeq, a predicted model, not a curated record
CCUGCUCCUGCUAGUGAUCUAAUUGAGGUGACAGUGAAUGGAGAGCCCGUACAAAUUCCAAAGGGCUCCACGGUCAUGGCAGCUUGUUCUGCUGCUGGAGUUGAUAUACCCAGAUUCUGCUACCACCAGCGGUUAUCUAUUGCGGGGAACUGCAGGAUGUGCUUAGUAGAGGUUGAGAAGAGUCCCAAGCCUGUGGCAUCCUGCGCGAUGCCAGCAGGCCCGGGCAUGAACAUUAAGACAGACACGCCACUUGUGAAGAAGGCCAGGGAGGGUGUCAUGGAGUUCUUGCUGAUCAACCACCCGCUCGAUUGCCCUAUCUGCGAUCAGGGAGGCGAGUGCGAUCUCCAAGAUCAGUCCAUGCACUUUGGCAGCGACAGGGGGCGCUUCACGGAGAUGAAGCGAUCAGUGCAGGACAAGAACCUCGGCCCGCUUGUCAAGACAGUCAUGACGCGCUGCAUCCACUGCACGCGAUGUGUGCGAUUUGCCACAGAGGUUGCAGCAGGGGUGCAGGACUUGGGCAUGACGGGGCGAGGGAACGCGUCGGAGAUCGGCACCUAUGUGGAGAAAGCUAUGGCCUCAGAGCUGAGCGGCAACGUGAUCGACCUGUGCCCCGUGGGCGCCCUCACUUCCAAGCCGUACGCUUUCACAGCGCGCAACUGGGAGCUCAAGAGCACCGAGUCCGUGGAUGUGUCGGACGCCAUGGGGCAGAACAUCCGCGUCGAUGCGCGCGGCCUAGAGGUGAUGCGCAUUGUGCCGGUCCAGAACGAUGCUGUGAACGAGGAGUGGAUCAGCGACAAGGCCCGCUUCCAGUACGAUGGCCUCAAGAGGCAGCGCCUCAACGUGCCCCUUGUCAAGGGCCCAAAUGGGCUGGAGUCUGCGACAUGGGAGGAGGCUCUGUUGGCAGCGAAGGCUGCCAUCAGCGAGGUCAAGGGCAACGAGAUGAGCUUCAUCGCCGGCAAGCUUGCCGACGCAGAGUCUCUCAUCGCCCUGAAGGAUCUGGCAAACCGGCUGGGCAGCGGCAAUCUCAAGGUGGAGGCCGGCGCUCCGCUGCUGGACGCGGACGUGCGCAGCAACUACCUGGCCAACUCCACCAUUGCAGGCAUUGACCGCGCUGAUGUCAUCCUGCUGAUCGGCACCAACCCGCGCAUGGAGGCCCCUGUCUUUAAUGCCAGGAUCCGGAAGACGUUCCUGGAUGGCGCGCACGUGGCGCUGGUGGGAGAGGAGGUGGAUCUGACAUUCCCGGUGGAGCACCUGGGCGCGGGGCCGGACGCGCUGGCCGCCAUCCUGAAGGGCUCGCCUAUGCUGAAGCGGCUAAAGGAGGCGGCGCGCCCCGCAGUCAUCGUCGGCCCCGGCGUGCUUAAUCGUCCCGACAGCGCAGCCGUCAUGCAGCAGGUGCACGAGCUGGUGGAGAAGGCUGAGGUGGUGAAGGACGGCUGGAACGGCUACAACGUGCUCCACGACACGGCCUCGCGCGUGGCGGCCCUUGACAUCGGCUUUGCGCCGUCCGCGCGCGCCGCCUCGGCCCCGGCGCCCAAGCUGGUCUACCUGCUGGGCUCCGACGACUUUGACGCGGCCGAUGUGCCCGCAGACGCCUUUGUCAUCUAUCAGGGCCACCAUGGAGACAAGGGAGCAGCCAGGGCAGACAUUGUGCUGCCUGGCGCAGCCUACACCGAGAAGAAUGCCACCUUCGUCAACUUCGAGGGGCGGUCGCAGCGAACUAAGGCGGCGGUGCCAAGGGUGGGCGACGCAAGGAAUGACUGGGAGAUUGUGCGCGCGUUGAGCGAGCUUCUAGAGAAGCCGCUGCCCUAUGACACUGUGGAGCAGGUCAGGAGCCGGCUGGCUGACGUGGCGCCGCACUUUGUUGAGGUGGACACCGUCCAGUCACCCAUGUGGCUCAAUGGCGAAUACUUCAAGGCGUUCAAGGACCGUGCUGGCAAGGUGUCCGCCCAGGCACAGCCCUUCAGCAGCCCCAUCUCCAACUUCUUCCAGACAGACGUCAUCUCCCGCACCUCCAUUAACAUGGCCAAGGCCGCGCAUGCGCGC